Molecule: messenger RNA, 252 nt
Organism: Perkinsus marinus ATCC 50983
Lineage: Eukaryota; Perkinsozoa; Perkinsida; Perkinsidae
Exons: 4
Coding region: 1-252 (83 amino acids)
Biological process (GO): cilium assembly
Cellular component (GO): ciliary transition zone; MKS complex
Source: RefSeq, a predicted model, not a curated record
AUGCUAGAAUACAAGAAUACAGGGAUGAUGAUGGAAAAGAUACUCGAUGAGCCAUUACAUGGAUGGUAUAUACAUGGUAAGGCUCCUAGUGGCUUUGCUGAUUGUAGUACUGCUCAAUUGAUGUGCAACUUACAUGAUGAGAGGGAUAAUCUAUUAUUAAAACGGGGACUUCUUCCAGAUGAUCCACAAAGAUGUCAUCUACAAACAUAUGAAAUGUUCUCUGUUAUCGAUAAGAUCAAAGCUGCUGCUUAG